AUGGCAGUAGAAUCUCUUACACAAGGAAUAUUUCGAACCUCUAGCGAUGUGUAAGUAACAUAAAAACAUUCCAAAUUUAAACUAUAUUGCUUAAUUGUUAUCAUAUGUAAUUAUGAAAGGAAAAAUAACGUGCGGUGGCCUAGUAGAGUUUAAAUUAAAAAUUUCCUGAUCGAGAUAUGGGUAAAUAAGCCAACAACCAUAUUACUUGAUUUUGUUCACACGAUGAGACUUAUGCCAGUUGAAGUAUAUUCGGUUUCAGUCUUAGGACUGGAUCCAAAUCAAUUCAGUCCUUGGGCUGCAUGGACUAAAAUUUAAUUCAUCUCAGAUAUUAAAUCCGACAAUUCGGACUUUACCUGUAUCCAGUCCUUGCAAUUAUGUGAGUCCUCGUCUCGAACUGAAUUAAUUGGGCGCACUGGAUAUCCUGAAAGCCCUCAUUGUCGGAUUUAAAAUUCUGUUAUUGCCAAAUAUUAAGAAUGUUCUUUCAUUCUGUUGGUUAUAAAUAAAUAUUGAAUAAGUGAUAUUAUAUAGGUACACUAUUUUUCGUCCACCAAAACUAACAAUAAUACAUCACACUGUUAGUAGGCUAUCUCUCAAUCUUCUAGAGGGCAAUCUUUAUUGAUAGAAUCAUAGAAACACCUUGACCAGUUCAUUGUUGAACUAAUAUAUAGUGACUGACCUUUCUUAUGAAAACUGUAUAUAAUAUCCAUAACUGAUUAUAAUAGUGAAAAUUUGAUUUUUAUUCUUCUCUCUUUUGCGAAGGUGGGCAUUCGGUAUUGUACUAUGGGAAAUAGCAACGCUAGGUAAGGCUCAUUUACAAUAUUAAAAUGUCUAUCUAGGAGAUUUCAAGUAUAUAAAUCGAUAAUGGUAAGAUCUUGUGGUUUUACGACAAGAAUGUCAAGCACCAAAAAGCCAGUGAUGUGCUAGUAUUGAUUGUUCAACUUUGUUUAGCAACCCACAGGUCUGUAGGACUUGACAGGAGUUUUGGUCGAUUUUACCUUUGCUUGACCAUAUUCUUCCCAUUUUAAGCAUUAGGCAAACUUGAUCUUUAAUAUUCUUCAAUAAAUGUUUCAGGAGAGGAACCGUACCCUGAAAUUUCCCCUUUUGAAACCUUCACUCUUGUGGCCUCAGGGAAACGAAUGGAAAGACCACCUCAAUGUUCAGAAGAACUGUAAGUUGAUUGCUGAUGGUCCAUAUAUUGUACGUUUUAAAAUUAAACGAUAUCGAUUAUUAUGAGGCCGUCAUGGUGAAAAUGGAAAAGCAAUAAAAACGUUUUGGCUUGUUCUAACUUUUCCUCCAUCUCUAACAAUUCUUGGACAAUGCAUGUUAAUUAUGCAUGUACUAGCUUUACCUGUAAUUACAGGUUGUCUUUUUGUCUCCAAUGUAUUUGUAGGUAUGAGCUGAUGAAAAAAUGUUGGGAACACGAACAAGAAAAUAGGCCGUCUUUUCACGAUAUUCAUGAACAAUUGAAGGGAAUGUUGGCAGAAACAGAUCAU
Messenger RNA from Paramuricea clavata, 1493 nucleotides. NCBI's taxonomy places the organism in Eukaryota, Metazoa, Cnidaria, Anthozoa, Malacalcyonacea, Plexauridae. The record is from the annotation of a GenBank genome assembly.